This is a messenger RNA of Apis mellifera (honey bee), 2331 nucleotides long. RefSeq names its product 15-hydroxyprostaglandin dehydrogenase [NAD(+)]. The transcript is spliced from 8 exons. Gene Ontology annotation, molecular function: oxidoreductase activity, acting on the CH-OH group of donors, NAD or NADP as acceptor. Gene Ontology annotation, cellular component: cytoplasm. NCBI's taxonomy places the organism in Eukaryota, Metazoa, Arthropoda, Insecta, Hymenoptera, Apidae. The coding region runs from base 316 to 1080 and encodes 254 amino acids. The record is from RefSeq and is a predicted model, not a curated record.
GGCGGCGAAGCAGCGCGAGCCAGUGCGUCCGCGGCCGUCAACCACACCUUGUCGGGUUCAGAGAGAGGAGAACGCGCGCGCGCACUCUCACAAACACCCUCGACACGCACCCCCGUCGCCGUAGUUCGACCGGUCGUUUCGCUUUCGACGCGGUCUGCCUGUUGCGGGACGGCUGACUCGCCGAGGGAACGAGGAUUCCAAGUGCAAGACGGAUAAUUGACAAGGGACUGAAGAAGAUGGACAUAAAAGGACGAGUUGCCUUGGUGACGGGUGCUGCUUCCGGUAUUGGUAAAUCAUGUGCCAUAGAAUUAUUGAAUGAAGGUGCGAUGGAAUAUGAGAGGCAAUGAAAUCUUUAUAGUGCUAUUUUCAUUAAGGAAAGUGACGUUGAUACGGGUUUACCCCAUGGUUUCUAUAUGCGAUAUAAAUGCAGAAGAUGGUGAAAAAUUAGCGGAAACAUUGUCCACGGAGUACGGAAAAGAUCGUGUAAUCUUUUGUCAAUGCGAUGUCACAGAUUACGCGCAAUUCGAGGAAUCAUUUCAAACGACGUUCGAGACAUUUGGUCACAUCGAUAUCGUUGUUAAUAACGCUGGUAUCAUGAAUGAUCGGUUUUGGGAAUUAGAAGUCGACAUCAACGUUAAUGGCGUGAUUCGCGGAACUAUGCUCGCUCAGCGAUUUAUGGGGACGGAUAGGGGUGGCCAGGGUGGAAUAGUGGUUAAUAUUGGAAGCAGCAUCAGCAUCAACCCUUACACCAGUGUUCCAAUUUACUCUGCCACCAAGGCGGCAAUCGUCCACUUCACCAGAGCGUUUGGGCACCAAUAUCACGUGGAUUUAACUGGUGUAAAGGUGAUGGCAUUGUGCCCAAGUGCGACAGAUAGCAAAAUAUUAGGAGAUGUCAGUAAACAGUUGCUCUCACCUCGGUAUGUAGACGCCUGGCUUCGUGAUACAGCUAGUUCUGUUCCUCAAAGAGCGGAACACGUGGCCAAGGCAUUGAUCCAGAUCCUGAACACGGACAAAAGUGGAAGCGUUUGGCUUGUUGAAAAAAGCCAACCACCUCACGAAAUCACAUUCCCAAAGAUCUAAAAACCUUAACUGCCAUCAUUCGCGUGGAUCCUCUUCUCGCUUCAAUACGAAUAACCAUAUUAUAAUCACGACGCCGUAACGAGAUUAUUAAUAUAAAAAUCUGAAAGAUCACGCUCUCUCUCCUUCUCGAUCUUCUUAAUCGAUUUUCCGAAAAAUUCGUUCUGAAAUCUUAUCUUGAAAUUGCAAAUCGAACAUGCCCUUGAAGGGAGGGAUGGAUCAAUAUCCGAGGCGUGUAAAGCUAUGCGGGAUCAAGAACGCGAAUAUAGAUGUAAGGGAGAAUAAAUCGCAUUACCAAAGAUUACGAAAGGCAGUUUGUACGGUCAAAGCGUUUCUUUAUAUGUUGUUAUCCGUUCGUGUUAGAUUUAGAAAGAAUAGAGCUCGUUCUUAUAACAUGAUAAUUUAAUUAAUGGAUUUAACGAAGCGAUCGUUCCUAUUUUCCAUCGAGUGAUUGAAACGAUCUUGAAAGGGGAGUUCUCGAUAUAAGUGGCGCUUAUUAUGUGAUUAAUAAGAGUGAGAGAGAGGGAGAGAAAAUGAAAACUCGAUGGAAAUUGGUGAGUUGAAAAAUCGAUAAAGCAGUUAAAAUCGUAAAUCGUUUGGGAUAAAUUGGAAUAUCGUAAAAAAAAAAAAAAAAUCGAAAAUCGUUCCCGAUUUCAGGAUUGAAAGAAUCGACAACUUUGUGUAAAAUAUUUCCAUGACACUUACACUUUACAUUUGUUGAUAACAAAUGUUGAUUUUCCACGGAUCAGAUUUGUAAGGGAUCUUUUUUAAAUAAUUGUAAAAUCGAAGGCUUAGAUAGAUCUUGUACAAUGUUGUAGCGGUAAGGAAGGUGUACUGUGAAUUUUCUUCAACCUUCGAAACAAAAUGUGGUCUCCUAUUUAUAAUUUUUUUUUUUUUGUUAAUACACGAUUUUAUUUUUAUUUGUAAAAUUAGUAUAGUUAGAUAUUUUACUUUCAAUUUCAGAGAAUGUUUCGGAUUGAACUUUGUUCGAUAAAAUUGUAAAAUUGAUCAAUCAAUUGUAUUCUAUUGACGAUCAUUAAUCGAAAUAAUGAAGUUAAAAAUUGUGUACAAAAUACGUAAUUUAAUCUGUGAAAAGAUUUCAAUGAAAGAAAAAGAAAUCGAACAAAGUUUUGAUCUCUGGAAAAACUUAAAAAACACUUUCUCGGUUAACGAAAGCGUUCGUUCAAAAUGUAUGAGCAUUCUUCAAUUAGGCUUGUAGUGAUGUAUGAUAAGGCAAAAAAACAAAAAAAAAAA